This is a messenger RNA of Babjeviella inositovora NRRL Y-12698, 457 nucleotides long. It is a transcript of the gene RPS27, whose product is annotated as 40S ribosomal protein eS27. NCBI's taxonomy places the organism in Eukaryota, Fungi, Ascomycota, Pichiomycetes, Serinales. The transcript has 2 exons. Gene Ontology annotation, molecular function: RNA binding; structural constituent of ribosome. The annotation marks the transcript as partial. Gene Ontology annotation, biological process: ribosomal small subunit assembly; translation. The record is from RefSeq and is a predicted model, not a curated record. Gene Ontology annotation, cellular component: cytosolic small ribosomal subunit; ribosome.
GUUUUAGUUCAAGAUUUAUUGCACCCAACUCAGGUCUCUGAAGACAAGAAGCACAAGUUGAAGACCUUGGUCCAAUCCCCAAGAUCUUACUUCAUGGAUGUUAAGUGUCCAGGCUGUUUGAACAUCACCACUGUCUUCUCUCACGCCCAGACCGCCGUCACCUGUGACUCUUGUACUACUGUCUUGUGUCAGCCAACCGGUGGUAAGGCUAAGUUGACUGAAGGUUCUUCUUUCAGAAGAAAGUAAAUUCAUUAAUCCAGAAAAAAAUGAUGAGCUGAAUGGGAGCGUUGGUUUUAUGACGCCGGUUUAUUCCAGGCUGCUGGUUGUCUCCCAUUUCUGUUAAAUUGUGUUAUAGUUGCUUUAACUUUUGCAAGGUUUCUCUUAAUGGUUUCUUUCUUUCUCUACUUAUAAAUAUCCGACGAUGUAUAUCAUUCAAUGUACCUAAUAUCUGUCUGUA